GCCGCAGCCGGGAGGCGGCUGGGAGCGCGCGGCGCGGCACGGCUGGGGCUGUGGGAGCGCUGCGCGUUGUGUUCGCUGCCCCGUGGCGCCCAGGUUAGGGUAAUGGGUUAGGAAAAGGGAUGAGCGAGGGACAGGAGCGCUGUUAUUUCUGAGACUCGUAUUUGGUCGCCUUCACGCUGCGGGAGGCACAGAGCGAAGUGCUCUUACGGUUACGAGGAGGAGCUUCGGGAAAAGGAGAUGAUGAGUAAGUGGAACUCAUGCUUCGGGCUUAUGACAGAUAGAGAGGAGCUGCGGGGACCGGCCAGAGCCAUCGCGCAGGAGGAGCGGCAGCGGGAGGAGCAGUCAGGAGCAGUCAGAGCCCCCAGACGUGCCUCUCCCGGGCAGUAAGGCAGGUCCAAGCAUACAUGGCUCCUGGUGUCUCGAAUGAGAAGAAAAGGGAAGAUGAACAGUCUUCAAGAGAAAAUUCUAUCCAUCUGUGCAACCCUCACCUGGAAAAAAUGAAAGAAGACAUCCUAUACCAUUUUGCUCUUGGGACCGGUACCCAUGAUUUUCCUGCACUGUUUGGAGAUGUAAAGUUUGUGUGUGUAGGAGGAAGUCCUUCACGGAUGAAAGCUUUUAUUGCCUACAUAGCUGAAGAACUUGGACUUGGGAGCUCUGGUGGUGACUACCCCAACAUCUGUGCGGGAACUGACCGUUACGCCAUGUACAAAGUGGGACCCGUUCUGUCAGUCAGUCACGGUAUGGGCAUUCCUUCUAUUUCAAUCAUGUUGCACGAGCUGAUCAAACUGUUGUAUCAUGCCAAGUGUUCCAACAUAACCAUUAUUCGCAUUGGCACCUCGGGUGGAAUAGGUCUGGAACCAGGCUCAGUGGUUAUAACCAGGCAGUCUGUAGAUGCCACCUUCAAACCUCAGUUUGAACAGGUUGUUCUGGGAAAAACUAUAAUUCGCAGCACAAAUCUAGAUGAAGAGCUGGCUAAAGAGCUGCUACAGUGCAGUAAAGAAAUCAAUCAGUUCAAUACUGUCAUUGGAAACACUAUGUGCACUUUGGAUUUUUAUGAAGGACAGGGCAGGUUGGAUGGUGCAAUCUGCUUGUAUAAUGAAGAAGAAAAACUGCAAUAUUUGAAGGAAGCUUACGAUUCCGGUGUCAGAAACAUUGAGAUGGAAUCUUCUGUCUUUGCUGCAAUGUGCAAUCUCAGUGGUGUCAGAGCUGCUGUAGUGUGUGUCACUCUCCUGAAUCGGCUUGAAGGGGACCAGAUCAGCAGCUCACAUGAUAUACUUGUGGAGUAUCAGCAGAGACCGCAGAAAUUAGUGGGAUAUUUCAUUAAGAAAAGUCUUGGGAAAGUAUAACAUGUCCAUCUUUGGUUUUUAGAAGCAGAAGGCUUUUGCACAGCGGAAGUUGUGGUCACAACCUCUGUGCAUUAAAGGUUUUUUUGCCUCAGAAUAGCUUUCAGCAUUCCAUGUAUAUGCGGAAGUUAAUCAUUUAUGUCAGUGUGCUUUGGGAACUGAAUGUGCUGAAUGCACUUCAGUUAAGAUUAGUUUAGUUAUUGUUGCUGGGAUUUAAGAUUCCCUUUUCUGAGUGGAAAGUAGUUCUGUUGUGAAGGACAAGCUUGCUGUGACGUUUGAAAAAGCUUUAUUUAUCCCUGCUGCUGAAGAAAAGGUAGGAAGAAGACAAAGUACUUUUUUGGGAAAGUACUUGCAAACCACCAAAUUAAAAUUAACUUAAGAAUGAUAAUACCUUCCUUGUUGUUUUUUAAAAAUAUAUAAAGUUAUAUAAAUUAUAACCACCACCUUUGUUGUUUCACUUUGUAAGGAAAACUUAGAGUGAAUGCACUUUGUUUUUUCCAGACUUUGACAAAUAAAUAGUAUUAUUUUCA
Molecule: messenger RNA, 1873 nt
Organism: Gallus gallus (chicken)
Lineage: Eukaryota; Metazoa; Chordata; Aves; Galliformes; Phasianidae
Gene: UPP1
Product: uridine phosphorylase 1
Exons: 9
Coding region: 405-1346 (313 amino acids)
Biological process (GO): nucleotide catabolic process; uridine catabolic process
Cellular component (GO): cytoplasm; cytosol
Molecular function (GO): uridine phosphorylase activity
Source: RefSeq, a predicted model, not a curated record